GAGUCCACGAGCGCCGCCGAUGCGGAUGCGGUCCAACUGCAGAUCCCAAUCAACACGGCACAGCCACCCGCGGACGACCGCCCCCGCCCUCCAGACGCGAACCAACCUCGUCCCGCCCGCCCUCCCCCCGCCUCCCUCUCCAUGCCAUGCCAGCCUCUGUAUAUGACGCUGCCCGUUCCCUCCGCUAACGGCGCCACAGACCCCAAAGGUCUGAUAAGUCUUUGAUUUGCUAGUACCGGCAUCGCCUGCUUCGCUUUCGUCACGUUCUUGAUUUGGGCGGGCGCGGAGAUUUAGAACGGUGCUGAAUUUACAAUCUUGGGACCAAGAGGAGAACUACUCUCAAUGAUGGAAAUGGUAUUGCCAGUCGCGAAUGCUACGGCUGCGGCACUUGCACGGGUUUCUGCUGUGUUCAAUGCCCCACUUGCCCGUGCUGUUGUCUUUGGGAUUCAUAUUGAUGGACAUUUGGUUGUGGAAGGGCUUCUCAUUGCUGCCAUACUGUUUCAGCUCUCCAGGAAGAGCUACAAACCUCCAAAGAAGCCACUCACUGAGAGGGAGGUUGAUGAGCUCUGUGAUGACUGGCAACCGGAGCCUCUAUGCCCACCCAUCAAGGAAGGAGCACGGAUCGACACGCCUACAUUAGAAAGUGCUGCUGGACCUCAUACAACUGUUGAUGGAAAAGAAGUUGUAAACUUUGCAUCAGCAAACUACCUUGGUUUGAUUGGCAAUGAAAAGAUAAUUGAUUCCUGUGUUGGCUCAGUGGAGAAAUAUGGUGUUGGAUCAUGUGGACCACGAAGCUUUUAUGGAACUAUUGAUGUGCACCUUGACUGCGAGAGUAAAAUAGCAAAUUUCCUGGGAACCCAAGAUUCAAUCUUGUACUCCUAUGGGAUAUCAACCAUCUUCAGUGUAAUUCCUGCCUUUUGCAAGAAGGGAGAUAUCAUUGUAGCUGAUGAGGGUGUUCACUGGGCUGUGCAAAAUGGUUUACAGCUUUCAAGAAGCACUGUUGUAUAUUUCAAGCAUAAUGACAUGGCUUCACUUGCGAGCAUUUUGGAAAAACUAACUCAUGGAAACAAACAUACAGAAAAGAUUAGGCGCUAUAUUGUUGUGGAAGCUAUUUACCAGAAUUCUGGCCAAAUUGCUCCCUUGGAUGAGAUAGUUCGGUUGAAGGAGAAAUACCGGUUUCGUGUUAUAUUGGAGGAGAGCCAUUCUUUUGGUGUUCUUGGCAAGUCUGGACGUGGCCUUGCUGAACACUAUGGAGUUCCUGUGGAAAAAAUAGACAUUAUUACUGCUGGAAUGGGAAAUGCGUUAGCUACCGAUGGUGGUUUUUGUACAGGAAGUGUCAGAGUUGUUGAUCAUCAGCGUCUAAGCAGCUCUGGUUAUGUUUUUUCUGCCUCGUUGCCACCAUACCUUGCUAGUGCAGCAAUGUCUGCUGUGAACCACCUGGAGGAGAACCCAUCAGUUCUCGCCAAUCUAAGAUCAAACAUCGCCCUUCUGCAUAAAGAGUUGUCAGAUAUACCCGGGCUCGAAAUUGCUAGCAAUAUCUUGUCACCUAUUGUCUUUCUCAAAUUGAAGACACCAACCGGUUCUGCUGUUGCUGACCUGGAACUCCUUGAGAUUAUUGCAGAGAAGGUCUUGAUGGAAGAUUCAGUCUUCAUUGCAGCAACAAAGAGGUCGAGUUUGGACAAGUGUCGGCUCCCGGUUGGAAUCCGCUUAUUCGUGUCAGCUGGUCACACUGAAUCUGACAUCUUCAAAGUAUCUGCAUCCCUGAAGAGGGUUGCAGCAUCAGUUGUCUAGUGAGUUUAUACGGCUGUUGAGCGACUGUUGAUCUCAGCUUCUUACAUGAUGUGUCCUACAUUUAGGUACAUAAUUUGUAUGUUCAUCGAUCUGGCGCAAUUCAUUGUCAUAUUUACCAAGAAUACAAAUAAGAUUUUGUAGCAUAGUUUGAAUUAAGGAUCUGAUAGCUUCGCUCUUGUGUAGUAUAUGUGUGCAUUGGCUGAUUUCUUCAACCGUCUAGCACUACUACAUUGCUUACAUAGUGAUGUAGUUUUCUCAUUUUCUCUCCUCUGUCAAGAACUCUUGAAAGUAGUAGUGAAAAAAUGGAUAAAUUGUAUUGUGACAAUGAGCUAUAGAAAAUAGUGACAGUCAAGUGAA
Messenger RNA from Oryza sativa Japonica Group (Japanese rice), 2148 nucleotides. NCBI's taxonomy places the organism in Eukaryota, Viridiplantae, Streptophyta, Magnoliopsida, Poales, Poaceae. The record is from RefSeq and is a predicted model, not a curated record.